Molecule: messenger RNA, 421 nt
Organism: Hemicordylus capensis (graceful crag lizard)
Lineage: Eukaryota; Metazoa; Chordata; Lepidosauria; Squamata; Cordylidae
Product: histone H4
Exons: 1
Coding region: 57-368 (103 amino acids)
Biological process (GO): nucleosome assembly
Cellular component (GO): nucleosome
Molecular function (GO): protein heterodimerization activity; DNA binding; structural constituent of chromatin
Source: RefSeq, a predicted model, not a curated record
CGCCGCAGUUCUGUUUUUAGUUGCUGCCAAGAAGAGCGUUGUAUUCAGUUAACGAGAUGUCUGGUCGUGGAAAGGGUGGUAAAGGCUUGGGGAAAGGAGGCGCAAAGAGGCAUCGUAAGGUGCUGCGCGAUAACAUCCAGGGCAUUACGAAGCCUGCGAUCCGCCGCUUAGCUCGUCGUGGAGGCGUGAAACGUAUUUCUGGCUUGAUCUACGAGGAGACUAGAGGAGUUCUGAAGGUUUUCCUGGAGAAUGUAAUCCGGGACGCUGUCACCUAUACGGAACAUGCCAAGAGAAAGACCGUGACUGCGAUGGAUGUAGUGUACGCACUGAAGCGUCAGGGUCGUACUCUGUAUGGCUUUGGAGGCUAAAGGACUAACUCGUUCCUAACGUCAAACUCAAAAAGGCCCUUUUCAGGGCCACC